UAAAUUUGACUUUCCUGCUACCCGUAGUAAAAUGUCAGCUGCUGACUAGCAAAACACCCCACACGGUGCUUUGUGUCGGAACAAUUGAGUUUUUUGAAGAAAAAAAAAUAGCUCAAUAUGACUUUCCAGUGUCAACGAGACAGUUAUAUAAAAGAGUUUGUCACAAGAGUAGCGUCCUGUAGUCCUACGGAGCUCAAACAAGACAUCAAUGGAAAAAAAGAAACAGUCCAGGGCUUCAUUGUGAAGCUUCAAGACACCAUCUUAUUCCCCGAGGGAGGUGGUCAGCCAGAUGACCACGGACUGAUUGGUGACGUCCCCGUUCUGAGGGUGACGAGACAGGGCCAAGAUGCGGCUCACUUGGUGGGGUCGCCUUUGGAGGUGGGUCUUGAGGUCCAAGUGAAGGUGGACUGGGAGAGGAGGUUUGACCACAUGCAACAACACUCAGGUCAACAUUUGAUCACAGCUUUGGCUGAAACUAUGUUUGGAUACAAGACCACAUCCUGGGAGCUCGGGCGUCAGAGAACCGCCAUUGAACUGGACACACCGUCUGUAAAACCCGCCCAGUUACAAUCCCUGGAGGAUGCCGUGAAUGAGAAGAUCCGAGCUCACAUCCCAGUCUGUGUUAAGCUUCUUUCUAUGGACAGCCCUGAAGUGGAAAAGGUGAGGAGUCGAGGGCUCCCUGAUGACCACACAUGGCCAAUUCGCAUUAUCGAUAUCGAAGGUGUGGAUGCCAACAUGUGUUGUGGAACCCACGUGUCAAACCUCAGUCACUUACAGGUAAUCAAGCUGCUGGGGACAGAGAAAGGAAAGAAAAACAAAACCAAUUUAAUUUUCCUGGCAGGAAACCGAGUGCUGAAAUAUGCAGAGAAAAGCUACAAUACCGGGCGCUCUUUGGUAGCUCUUCUCAAAACCGGACCCGAUGAGCAUGUUGAGGCUGUGGACAAGUUGCAGAAAUCUGUGAAGCUUCUGCAUAAAACGAACUUAAACCUGCUUCGAGACAUGGCGCUCCUCAUUGCUCACAACUUUAAGAAUGACCCACAAAAGGGGAACUUCUUCAGCUUGCACAAGAAAGAAGGAGACAGUGAAUUCAUGACGAUCAUUGCUAAUGAAAUAAACACACAGGAAACUUUGGUUUUUCUGACUGUGGGAGAGGAGAAGGGACCUGGUUCGUUUCUGCUGGCUGGACCCAGUGAAAAAGUAACCCAGAUGGGACCCCGGUUAUUAGAGCUGCUGCAAGGGAAAGGAGCAGGGAAGAACGGUCGCUUCCAAGGCAAAGCUAACAGCCUGGCACGAAGAGGGGAGGUGGAAGCUCUUCUUCAACAACACUGCAAUCAUCAGACCACACAGGAAGAAUAAAUCCAGUUCACGUUUAAUUUAUAUUUUCAUUUUGAAAAGGGAAACAAUAGUUUGUGUAGCCCAUAUGUACAAGCCAAUCCCGUGUGUGCUGUAUAGUGUACAAAAAAUAACUUUUAAUUAAAAUGGAUUUGUAAUACAUUCAUUUAGUGA
Messenger RNA from Doryrhamphus excisus (bluestripe pipefish), 1506 nucleotides. It is a transcript of the gene aarsd1, whose product is annotated as alanyl-tRNA synthetase domain containing 1. Gene Ontology annotation, molecular function: aminoacyl-tRNA ligase activity; Ser-tRNA(Ala) deacylase activity; ATP binding. The record is from RefSeq and is a predicted model, not a curated record. Gene Ontology annotation, biological process: tRNA aminoacylation; regulation of translational fidelity. Lineage: Eukaryota; Metazoa; Chordata; Actinopteri; Syngnathiformes; Syngnathidae.